CAUUUUUAAGAACCACUGGGUCUCUUAUCAAAUAUUGCCAGCGGAACGUACAUAUUAUUUUAGGUUGUUAGCUUACGAAAAAUGGCAGACCUUCGUGUUUUGGCUUUUUAAACAGUUAGUAAUUUUACUUUUAUUGAAUAUAAAUAUUUUAAAACUGUAUAUUUCUGCAUCAUCCAUUCCAAACUUACUGUGAGUAUUGUUUUGUCGAACACAAAUUUUAAUAAUAGUUAUAUUGUUACGAGAUAUCUGUUGGAAAUGUUUAGAACUUUAGACACAUGUAUUAUUAAUUGUUUACUAUUUAGCAAUAUUAAUAGUCAAACAUUUAAAUAUUUAAUGAUUAGAAAUUGAUACAUUAAAAAAUUCAGAGAUUAUCUCUGAAUAAAUAGUAAUAAACUAAAUGAAAAAUUGCAUUCUUAUAGACAAAUUAGAAUAUCUAUGUACUACCUACCAAUUUUCAUUGAAUAGAUAAAUUGAUUAUCAAAAUAAAUGUUUAUUAAAGAUGUAACAAACUGUUUAAUUUUCGAACGAACAAUUGCAAAAAAUCGAAUCGAACCAAAUACAAGAUUGUUUAUUUCGAAAAUCAUUCGAUGACGAUUCUGCGAUUCACCAAUAUGAUGUUCUGUGAUGGGACAAAACAGAGUUGUUAUGUAAAAGAAAAAUUCUAUUGUUUCGUAUUAGUUUUUUUGCAUAAUAUUAUAAUUUUACAGAUGUAAAAUUUUUGGACCGAACAAACAUAACCAACCAUUUUACUUUUUUAAUGUUUGAGUUUGAGUUAAAUGAAAUAUUUUAAAAAUUCGGUUUGGUUCGGGUUCGAAUAAAAAAGUAUAGGUUCGCUUAGGUUAGGUUAUAUUGAAGUUAUUAGAAAAUUUAAUAUUUUCUAAAAAUUAAUUUGUAGACUUGUGGAGUCCUUAAAAUUCUUAUUCUUCGUUUUGUAAAUAACUUAUUAUGUAGCUCAGUCCGAACUAAUAAAGCUAAACUUAAUAGUUUUUGAUCAAUAACUCUUGUACCAUGUCACAUAAGUUCAUAUACUUACCUACUUUCUGUAUUUUGUCGAACAAAUGUCUUAAAGGUACCUACACACUUUUAAAUAUUUCAUUUAAAAUUUAAAUUAUUAUUAACCUAUUGUUAAUUUUUCUUUAUUCUUUUUAAGUGGAAUUGUUUACCUAAGUUAUUAAAAUAAGGAAAACUUUCUGUCUUAUCUUUCAGAAUUAAUAUUAACAAUGGGGAUUGACAAUGAUGAUCAAGUUGAAAGUCAAUCUAUUAAAACAACGCAUGUGCGUCCUAGAUGUUUUAUGGAUGUAGCUGUCGAUAAUAUUCUUUUGGGACGUAUUAUUUUUGAACUGUUUGAUGACUUUUGCCCAUUGACUUGUGAAAAUUUCCGGGCAUUGUGUACAGGUGAAAAAGGUUUGGGUAAAACCACAGGCAAACUUUUGCAUUAUCAAGGUGUUAUAUUUCAUCGUGUUGUCAAAUCAUUUAUGGUACAAUGUGGAGAUUUUUCUGCUGGAAAUGGGACAGGUGGUGAAUCAAUAUUUGGUGGAACAUUUCCAGGUAUAUAUAUAUAUAUAUGUAUAUUAAAUAUUUUAUGUGUAAACGAUAAUUUAACUAUGUGUAAUUCUUGUAUUCAGAUGAAAACUUUGAUUUGAAACAUGAUCAACCUUUUUUACUUUCAAUGGCUAAUCGAGGACCAGAUACAAAUGGUUCUCAAUUUUUUAUGUAAGUUUUAAAGAAAUUAAUUUUUAAUGUAUAUUAUUACCAGAGACAUGUAUAAAGAGGCAGGGGCAUCCUGAAUCAUCAUUAUUUAUCACGGAUCAUUUCAGGUUCAAUUAAAACAUUUUAUGUAUGGGUAUUACUUAAUGUAUAAUACCUACAUCUUACAUAAACAUGCCCAAAGUUUUAAAAAAAACUUUACUGUAAAACACGAAUACAAAUUAAUUACAUAUCUGUACAUAUUAUUUACUAAAGUAUAAAUAUUUAAUGAGAAAUAUUUUAAAUAAUUAGUCCAUGUUUCAGUAUUGUUUCUUUAAAACUAGUAAUGAUUUAAAAGUAGGUACCCAUUUCAAAUUAAUUAAUAUUCAAUUUAAGUAAUAUUACCUGAAUAUUUAAUUAUCAUAUGAACACUAUUUUUAUGACUUAUACAAUUUAAAUUUAUAUUUAUUAUAAACAUUGUACUUAUCAUAAUAAAUGAAUUAUAAUCCCUCCUCAAAAAUGUCUAGUUGUGGCUAGACUAAUAUUGUACAUUAUUUCUGUAUACGUCACUGAUUAUGCCUAUUUUUGUAUUUGCUUUGAUAAAUAACCAAAACAUUUUUAGGUUUAAAUUUGUUUCUAUAAUUUUAUUCAAUUUCUAAUAAAUAUAUUUUUAAUUUUAUUAAAAUUUAUUGUUUUAGUUAAAUAUGGAUAUUUUGGAAAUUAAUAUUAUUUAUGCAGUAUGCAUAUAUUAGUUAUUCAUAGCCUUAUUAUAAUAAUAGUAGUCAUGAAUAACUAAUAUAUUUGUUAGGUGAAUUAGUAUUUAGUUUAUAUAGAUAACAUAAUGAUAAUGUAUAUGAAACACAUAUUCAAUUAGAGAUUUUAUUAAAUAUUACUAUAUAUAUUUUUUUUUAUAGAUUUGAAAUUUUUAAAUUUUAUUUUAUAUUAAUAACUUUAUUUAAAUAUACAUAUUAUAUAUAUAUAUAUAUAUGCAAAUUUUAGGAUAUUUAAAAUCAUUUUUAUUUAUAAAUUAAUUGAAAUAAAAUAAUUUGUUAUUAAUGGUGUUUUCGAUUUGGCAAAAUAUGUGCACUGAAAUUCCACUAGAAUACAUUAGUUUUGCACUGACAAUGUGCCAGUGUUUUGAAAUUGAAUACGAAAAAUACAAUUUUACUUUUAUCAUAAAAUUCAAAAAUUGUAUUUUAUGUAUAUUAAUAAACAUGACUAUGAUAUUAUCAUAAUAUUAUUAUGAUAAUGUUUAAUAUUUAUUUGACUAGGACGAUUAAUGCCAUAAUAAAUUUGCAAAAUACCCAAUAUCUGUUAUAAUAAAAUAUAAUUUAUCUAUAUUAAUUAUUUAUUAUUAUUAUGCUCGUGUUGGACAAACAGAGUUUAUAGUUGUUAGCAGAAUGUAAAAAUUGGCAGUUUAUCUCGAUUCACAUCAGUCACUGAGUCAAAUCUAACUUGCAACACUGCUUUGGUUUAUUAAAUUUCAGUUAAAUUGAAUAUACUCAAUAACUGGAAUAAGUGCGCAACUUUUUGUUAAAUCAUAAACGCCAUAAAAUAUCAUCAGUUGAAUUUUGUAUCUCACUAAUUCUAAUUAAUUUGUAAUUUGUUUCAUGAAUCCAUAAUACAAACCAAACUGUUCGAGUCCUGUUUGAUUUUUAUAUAAGUAGUUUAUUUUUUACAGUUAAAAUAAAUAAAUAAAUUUUAUAUAUUAGAAUACGAGUGAGAAUUUUAUUGCUCAUUUGUUCACAUUAGAAGUAAAGAUGUUUACUAAUGCAAUUUUAAUUUUAUAAUUUGAAAAUGUGUUGACGGGAUCAGUAUAUCAGAAUAGCCUUUUAAAAUUUUGGUCGUAUGCCAUGUUAUUUGUUGUAGAACAACACAACCAACCCCUCACUUGGAUGGGUAAGUGAAAUUUUAUUUGUAAGUGUUUAUUAUAAAUAUUUAUAUGUUUAUAAAAUGUUUAACAGAAUACAUGUGGUAUUUGGAAGAGUGGUAUCCGGUCAGCCAGUUGUUAUGCAGAUUGAAGAACUUGGUGUUGACAAAAAUUCGCGACCACUUCAAGAUGCAAAAGUCGUGAAAAGUGGAGAGCUUGUAUUGAAGUCUAAAACUAAACGUAAGGUUUAAUAUAGUUAAACUAAAAAUAUCAGAUCUCUAAAUAAAUCAAUCAAAAAUCAAUACUUUAUUUUUAGUGUACUUUUGUAUUGUAACUGUAUGCAGUUUAUUUUGUAAAUUAUAAUACUAAUGAAUGUGUUUAUAGGAUUUGAAAAAAGUGCAUCUGAAAGUGAAACAAGUUCAUCAGAUGAUGACAAAAAACGCAGAAAAAAAAAAAAGAAGAAGGAAAAAGAGUCAAAAAGAAAAAGUUCAAAAAAGUAUGAUCAAAUUAAUUAAUUUGAUUUUUAACUAAAUAACCUUAUAUUUUAUCUAGGUUCGAACGCUCAAAAAAUGAAGAUGAAGAUGCUGAACCUGUAGGUCAGUUGCAUCCACUUGUAUCAGUUUCCAAUAUUGAUCCUGAAGAAAUACCAGCCGGACCACCCAAUAGAUUUUUGUCUCGUGGUGGUCCUUCGUCUAUGUUUUUAAUGAAACCUCAAAUAGAUGCUGAUGAUAGACCAAAAAGAAGGAAUAGAAUUCGCGGUGUUACAAAAUCUGGACGUAUUGUUAAAGGUCGUGGAACUCUAAGAUUUCGAACUCCAUCUCGCAGUAGAUCCAAAAGUUACACUCCACCACAUUGGCGACAAGAACAAAAAAAAAUGAUAACAUUCAAUGAAUUUGAAGUAAGUUGAUCAAUAAAGCAAAUUUUCUAUAUAAUAAUUAUGAUUUAAUUAAAUUUUAGAAAAAGGAGAUUGAGCGUAAAGAAAGAGAAGAGGAAAUUAAAAGACGGGAAGAAGCCAGGAAAAAAAGACACGAAGAAAAAGAAAAACUUGAAAAAGAUAAAGAUGGUGGAGACACACCACCUGGAACCCCACCUAAGGUAUAUCAAAGUGUACUGAAGGUUUAAUAUUUAAAUAAUAAUGAUAUCAUACUUUUGUUUAGGGUUUUAAAAAACAAAAUGACAAAAUGGAAAUUGAUAUGAUGGCUAAAAUUGAGGAUGUAUUUCAAAUCAUACGGGAUCGUAACAUAAAAAAUGGUAUGGAAAAUCAAUAUGAUGGUAAAAACACAGAUCAGCGUACAUAUGAUAUUAAAAAGAAAGACCGAGGUGACAUUAAAGAAAAAAUACAAAAAUUUGAAAGAAAAUCUGAUAGACGUUCAAGGAGCCGUUCUCUAAAACAUCGAUAUGACGACCGUUCACCAAAACAUCGAUAUGAUGACCGUUCACCAAAACAUCGAUAUGAUGACCGUUCUCCAAAACACCGAUAUGAUGACCGUUCUCCAAAACAUCGAUAUGAUGACCGUUCUCAUCGAGAUAGAGGGCAAAGAGAUGGAAAUAGAUAUGCUAGGGACAAUAGGGAUAAUAGAUAUACACGCAAAGACAAAAAAAAUCAUUCAAAGGAUAAGGAACAUUCUAACAAAAAGAAGAAAGACAAUCCAAGAUCAAACUCUAGUUCAUCAGAUCAUAAAUCUAAACAAAAAAUUAGGAAUGGCAAUAGCUUUAGUUUGUCUCCUGAAGAGAAAGAUUAAAACAUUUACUGCUUUUUUUUAUAAACUUUAAAUAGUUAAUGGCACAUUGAAAAAUUGUAAUUUUAUUUAUUAUUAUCUUUAGAUAUACUUAAGAUUCUGAAUUUUCAUUUAAUCAAUUGAUUAAGACUAUUUAGAUCAACAUGUAUUAUGAAAUUAAAUCAUACCAGUUUAUAUACACAUUUCAAUAUACAAAUAAAAUAUUCAGAUAAUUUCUAUCGGGUAAUUUAAAGUUCAAAUAAACUUUUUCAUUUAUAUAUUGCCGUUUUUGUUAUUAAAUUUGAAAAUUAUGAGGUAUCUAUGAUUAAAAUUUGUACUAUAUUAUUAGUAAUUAAAUCAUCAUGAACAGAAAUGAGA
This is a messenger RNA of Cinara cedri, 5652 nucleotides long. The record is from the annotation of a GenBank genome assembly. NCBI's taxonomy places the organism in Eukaryota, Metazoa, Arthropoda, Insecta, Hemiptera, Aphididae.